UGGGUGAGGGAAUCCCUAAACGUCAUCGCCUAGGAUACCAAAAAACAAAAACACCGCUCCAUGAACCAUAUAUGGGCAUCUACGUCAGCGGAACUCCAGUGAGGGGCGGAGACAGAAUUCUGUACUUUACAAAGGUUCCUGGAUGGUUUCAUUCAGAAGACGAGGGACGCCGGCUCGCGCGCACGAAUUCGCUGUUUAUUAUCGCUGACCAAAACACGUUGCGGACAUUAUUAUUUGUUGUUGGGGUUUUUUUUUUUCAUGGAUUUAUAAAUGCACACUUCAAAAAAACGGAACCUUUUAGGGAUGGUUAUAUCUCCAGCCAGUGUGGACGUCUCGGCUUUGGAGUUGUAAACUUGUUUCCCCCCAGCGCAGAACGGGAUUGCCAUCUUAAUGCAACUUUUUUGGAAAGACACGAAAGGCUUCUUGACUGACUCUUCCAGUAAAUCUUGUUACGACAGUGCACUAGAACGCCGAAUGUUUCGCUGGGCGCCAGGUGACGUGCCAUUUUCGCCGGGAGCGAGCGCUUUCUCGUUUCCACUCGGCUCUGCCGGGGAGAUGUUCCAGGGGUUCCCCGGUGACCCGGACAGCGGCUCCCGUGGAAGUUCCUCUCCAUCGGUCGAAUCUCAGUACCUGUCUUCGGUGGACUCCUUCGGGAGCCCCUCCACCACCACUGCACCACAAGAGUGUGUAUCUUCUGCUGGAGGUGUAGGGGUGGGUGGCGGGACAGCUGGCAGCACUCCAGGGGUGGACAUGCCUGGCUCCUUCGUUCCCACAGUGACUGCCAUCACCACAAGUCAGGACCUGCAGUGGAUGGUGCAACCUACCCUCAUCUCCUCCGUGGCACCAGGGCAGAGUGGCACAGGUACGACCACCAUGACCCAGUCAGUGGCCCUGGACCCAUAUGACAUGCCAGGGCCAAGCUUCUCCUCCGUCUCGGGCUUCACCCCUCCCAGCUCGGACACCCCAGGUCCUGUGCGCCAGUCAAGGAGCCGCCGGCGCACACGUGACGAAACGCUGACUCCAGAGGAGGAAGAGAAGAGGCGCGUCAGGAGAGAGAGAAACAAACUGGCCGCCGCUAAGUGUCGCAAUCGACGGCGUGAGCUUACAGACAGGCUACAGUCGGAAACUGACAUACUGGAGGAGGAGAAGGCUGAGCUGGAGGCUGAGAUCUCAGAGCUGCAGAAGGAGAAAGAGCGUCUGGAGUUCGUCCUCAUCACCCAUCAACCGAGCUGCAAGAUCCCUUACCAGGAGGAGCAGCAGCAGACACCAGCGCCUCCUCCACCUCCGUCCUCCUCUGUUUCAGUGGUGGGUUUGACUGUGAAGGAGGACUCGUUCUACCUGCCUCCACCUUACUCGUCCCACCACCACCACCACCAGCAGCAGCACCACCACCACCAGCAGCAGCAGCCAGCGCAGCAGCAGCAGCAAGGGAUGAUGCAGGAGGUAGCCUUUUCUAGUUCUUUCUAUGGGCCGAGCCAGCCGGCGCCGGGUGGCCCGUGCCUUGUCGCUGACGGCGGCGGUAACCCUGACGCUGGCAGCCACAACCCCUCAUACACAUCUUCAUUUGUGUUCACCUACCCAGAGGGAGCCUGCGGUGCCAGCGCUAACCAGCGAACCAGCAGCAGCGAGCAGUCCUCUGACUCUAUGAACUCGCCCUCACUUCUUGCACUCUAAAAGCCCUGACCCCUUCUUUGCUGUCAUUACCUUUUUUCACACACAUGUACACACACUCACACACACACACACACACACACACACACAUGCAAUCAUUCACUUUAUCAUGCGCAGCACAAUAGGUGUGCUCAGCCUCACUGACAUUUUUCAAGAAGAUACCUUUUGCAUAUUCAUAUUGCAUAUUCGCAUCUUAUUAUACAGUUAUAUUUAUUGCAAAAAAAAAAAAGUACAAAAGUUCUCACAGUCUUGUUGCUCCAGCUGAAUGGUUUUUUGCACUGGUGCUUCAGUUGUUUAACUCAAGCCUGAAUCACUAUCAGAUAAAGUAUUAAUUUGUAAUAGAUUCAGACAUAGUAACAAAAUGAGUCAGCGCCUGUGACAUCCCCCCCCCACACACACACACUCACAUGUUAAAAUGACACCUAAUAAUGCACUUAGUUAUAUUUAUCCCUCCUCUUGCUCGGUCUCUUUCUUUCUCCAUCACUCUCGUUCUGUCCUGUUGCUCCUGCUCACUGCUGGUGUCCGAGCUCUCUUUUUGCAAUCUGAUCCUCUGCACGGUGUAUUUGUCUGAAUUGAAAAGGGGACAAGCACCUUCUGUGGCUUCGAUAUGUUGUUUUUUUUCUGCUUCUGCACUCAUCAUCCUCUAUCUAAUCCUUCCUUUCCCUCUCUGUCGUUGUGCCUGGACUUUUAAAUAAUAAGAGACAUCAUUUCCCUCUACAAUCAAUCAAUCAAUGAGUCAAUCAGUCAGUCGAAUCACUAUCUAUCUCUUUUUCUUGUCUCCUGCAUCGUCCAUCUGCCCAUCUGUUUCUCCUCUCUUCUGUCUCUAUGUGCCUCUGGUUCUCUGUGAAGCCUUCAGCCCCCGAGAGCCCAUUGGACCCUGAAAGCCCAUGGAACCUUGAAUGAUGGCCGGGCCACCCCAGCACCACAGACAACCCCCCCUUUUCCCUUCCAGCAUGGACCGACUGCCACACUGCACAGAGGAAACGCAGGAUUAAAAAAAAAAAAGAAAAAAACAAACAAAUCCAAACAUACCAGCUACAGCACACAGGUCAAAACCAGGAUCGAAUGGCAUUUCAGAGCAGGCAUUGUGUUCUGUUUACCUUCUUUGACCCGGAGGAAUUGCAAGUGUGAUUUAGAAAACCAAAUGGACCUGACUGAUAUAGAAAAUGACUUGAGAGGCCGGCGCUGACGGAGGAGCUUUUAGAGCUAGAUAUCCUCUCAUGUCCUGGACACCUCUGAGAAGGAGAAAGCAAAAAAAAAAAAAAAAAAGCCACAUGAAAAACGAGCGCUCAUCUUGUGUCCUGCCAAAUGCCAUCUCUUUAUCGUUAUUCGUCCACGUAUGUUUCAGACCAUUCUUUUCUUUUUUUUUGUACAAUCCUAACUCCCUUUAUUGAAGACUGUUUUCAGUGGCUUUCUAUCUGUUUCCGCAAUAGUAUUAGCUUUGACCUGACAAAAAAAAAAACGAAUGUUACAUGUAAAAACUGCUUUUAAUGUGAGUGGCACAGGUUUUUCAGUCAGUGCUUGUUAUAGUUUGUUAUAGUUACAAACAAAAACAUUUAAAACCUCUUUAGAAUUUUGACUAAAAGGCCUCUUUGCGGCUGGACGUUGCCCUUUGGUAAUAGAUCAGCAGGCAGCUGCAGGCUUUAAUUGUGAAAGAGCAUCACUGAAGCUGCUUCUCCAGUUUAUUUCUUUCUUUAAGGAGGAGGUUGAUGUGGUGAAGAAGCACAAUUGUGGGCCAAGACAGAUUGAGGAAGAGCAAACAGGAGUUGUUCAUAAAUAUGAAAACUUUAUUUUCCUGUGAAUUUGUUAAAUAUCGUUUUGGAUAUAUAUAUUUUUUUGUUGUUGUUGUUUUGUUUUUUCUUUUUUUUUUCGGUUAAGCUUUUUCUCUCGCUUUUGACUGUGUUAUUGCUGCCAAAUGGAGGAACCUUGUGGAGCUGUGAACUGCUCCUUUUACUCUGUUAUUGUAUUGUUAUUAUUAUUUCAUUGUUAUCUUACAUUUGGCAACUAAAAAGACAUGUCGUGCACUAUGAACCUUUUUUAUGUCCUAUAAAGUAACCUAAAUGCUAUAUAUAUAUAUAUAUAUAUAUAUAUAUAUAUAUAUAUAUAUAUAUAUAUAUAUAUAUAUACAAUGAUUGUAAUGUAAGAAUGUGUAAAAAUGUAAAAUGGUUAUUUUUGUUAAUGAAGAAAAAAGAGGGUGAGCUUGGUGCGGCUGGUUUUGGUUUAAAACAUAGAUAUUUUUCUAAAAGAACAAAAAAGUAUAUUAUGAUAUACAAUGAUAACCCGCCUUUCCUUCAAUAUGAGAAGCAUUGUCACUGCCUUUGCUCUAUUGCUGUGUAUUUAUAUGUUCUAUAUAUAAAAACACAUACAAUGAUAUGUAUGAUGAGUGUAUUCUGUGGUGCAUAUAACGGUCUAUAUGUAUCAUGGGUUUAUAGAGGUGAUGCUGUGCUCUCGCUCUUUGUCAGUGUGAGGUUGGUCCUACAGUCCUUGCUCAGCAAAACAACCCCUGUGGACAAAACACACUGGAUGCAAAUGAGAAAAAAAAAACCCAACAACAAUAAAAUCAAGUGAAGAUAAGAAGUGUCUCAAUGUAAAGUCUGUACUCAUGCAGAAAUUCCUAUUGGAGAAAUGUUCAAGUCCUACUGUAUUUCUGGGUUGAUUACAACAUUCCAGUGUGUACUGUCCCAUGUGAAGUUGCAAACACAUGCACACACACAUAAGCUUUUCUCUCUCUCACAUAUGCAAGAUUUUGACAGGAAAUAAAUUCCUAUUAAAGAGGAAGGAUAGACCAGCAGGGAUGAUUUUGCACAAUCAGUUUACAAAGCAGCUGUUAAUGGUUCUCAUUAUUUGUACAAGUGUUUCACGGGAUGAACUUCAGAGAAAAAAAAAUGUGAGUCUAAUUUCAUUCAAAAUCAAUACUGCACCGUAAUGCUUGAUGAUAUUAAGAUCCUCUUAAACUGGCUCUGUGGUUGAGAUGUUCGGUUUUAAAUGAAAAGUAAGGAAUUUGCAAAGGAUGUAAGCAUUUUCUUUUGUAGAAAGUGAAAUUUUAGGAGAAUUGGAGGAUGGAAUGAUAUUGCACAAAAUGUCAAACACAGGCACAGUGUGUGAAAGUAACAAGCUAGAUGUUUAACAUUAGCUCAGAAAAUACAGAUUGUAUCCUCUGUGGUGUCUCUUAGAGACGUUGCAUUAUUGCAUGCAGAACUUUCAAAUCUGCUGGCAUUGGUGCUCAUAGUACGCUGUUGGUGCUUUUAAAACAAAAUAUAGUGUUACUGUAUCCUUUACUGUAUACGACAUGACACUAGUAUGGUUAUUACAUUGGGAGCAGCGCAUGGCAGAGAUUUUGCUUUGCAAAGAUGUUCCGUUCAGUUCAGAAACCAACAUUGCUGCAGUGAUUGUCUUUGAUGUUUCAGAUUAGUUUUUGAAAAAUGCAUUUUAAAUGCAAUAUAGAUGAUUAGAUUACCUGGGGCAACACUGGCAUGUAGCACAAUAGCUAACCUGCAAAAAUGGCUUUUCUUAAUGUUUAAUAGUGUCAAGAUGUGGAUGAAUUUAAGGCUUUGCCUUAGUGGAUAUGUUCUCAUUGAUGAAGCUUUGUGUCUCUUUGUUAUCCCAAUCUGCCUUUGUCGAGUCAACAAGCGACUUUUUUAAUAAUGUUUUCAAAUCCAAACAUACAAAAGUGACCACUUGUUAAAACAGAUAAAGAAAAUGAAUACAAUUUUUGUUUGACAUUUUGUGGCCUUUUUUUUUCUGGAAGUGGUGGCUCUAUUAGUAACAUGAACAACACAGCACUUCGGGUGAAUUUGAACCAGCCCCUUAUCAGUAUCUGUAUGUCUGUGUAUAUUUUGGUGUACAAGAAAUGACAAUGUGAAAAAAAUGUGUGUUUGAGAUGUAUUUGGACUGAACUGGCUGGAAUAAUUUAGGUUAGGGGAUGUUAGUUCUGUAGUACAGAACAUUUUGACCCACCAAUCCUGGCCUUUUCAGUGAUUCUUAUGCUCUCAUAGUGUAUCUUUUACAAUCUCAAUGGGUCUUGGGGGCUAUAACAGCAUACUCCAUAUAUUAUCUUUCUCAAUUUCUACUACAAUUUCUCUAUCUUAUUAGUCCUUUACAAAAACAUUUAGAAGGACUUUUUACUUUGUUGCAUAGGCUGUGAACCCUGAGUGUGCUAACCUAUUUGGAUCUCAUCGUAUGACCAUCAUGACUUUUUUUUUUUUUUAAGUGGCAUUAAAAUAAACUGAAGCAUAUUGAAUAGUUUUA
Messenger RNA from Ictalurus furcatus (blue catfish), 5919 nucleotides. It is a transcript of the gene fosb, whose product is annotated as FBJ murine osteosarcoma viral oncogene homolog B. Gene Ontology annotation, cellular component: nucleus. The coding region runs from base 391 to 1674 and encodes 427 amino acids. Gene Ontology annotation, biological process: regulation of transcription by RNA polymerase II. The transcript is spliced from 5 exons. The record is from RefSeq and is a predicted model, not a curated record. Lineage: Eukaryota; Metazoa; Chordata; Actinopteri; Siluriformes; Ictaluridae. Gene Ontology annotation, molecular function: RNA polymerase II cis-regulatory region sequence-specific DNA binding; DNA-binding transcription factor activity, RNA polymerase II-specific.